Molecule: messenger RNA, 1503 nt
Organism: Myotis lucifugus (little brown bat)
Lineage: Eukaryota; Metazoa; Chordata; Mammalia; Chiroptera; Vespertilionidae
Gene: NT5E
Product: 5'-nucleotidase ecto
Exons: 9
Coding region: 1-1503 (500 amino acids)
Biological process (GO): AMP catabolic process
Cellular component (GO): plasma membrane
Molecular function (GO): 5'-nucleotidase activity
Source: RefSeq, a predicted model, not a curated record
AUGCACCCCAGCCGCUGCGUGGGCGGCGUGGCCCGGCUCUACACCCAGGUGCAGCGGCUGCGCAGAGCCGAGCCCCACGUGCUGCUGCUCGACGCCGGCGACCAGUACCAGGGCACCAUCUGGUUCACCGUGUACAAGGGAGCGGAGGUGGCGCACUUCAUGAACGCCCUGGGCUACGAUGCCAUGGCAGCCAGUGAAGAUGAGCACUCUCAAUACCCAGAUGGGACCCCUGUCUAUGCAGAGCUCAGUGAUACCCUCAUGCUGACCUUAGCCAGUGAGCAGAACGGCGUUGUCAGCCCGCGUGUUAAGGUUGGCAUACAAGAACUGGUUGCUGACAGUUGGCCAAAUUUAGUAUUUGAAGAUGAAAUCCCUGCAUUGCAAAUGCAAGUAGAUAAGCUCACGACCCUCAAUGUGAACAAAAUUAUUGCCCUGGGACACUCUGGUUUUGAAAUGGAUAAACUCAUCGCUCAGAAAGUGAGGGGCGUGGACGUCGUGGUGGGAGGACACACCAACACGUUCCUUUACACAGGCACCCCACCUUCCAAAGAGGUGCCGGCUGGGAACUACCCAUUCAUCGUCACCUCUGACGACGGACGGAAGGUUCCUGUGGUCCAGGCCUAUGCUUUUGGCAAAUACUUAGGCUAUUUGAAGGUUGAGUUUGAUGCAAAAGGAAAUGUCAUCACGUCCCAUGGAAAUCCCAUUCUUCUCAACAGCAGCAUUCCUGAAGAUCCGACCAUAAAAGCAGACAUUAACAGAUGGCGGAUCAAACUAGACAAUUAUUCCUCCCAGGAGCUGGGGAAAACCAUCGUCUACCUGAACGGCUCCAGUCAGUCGUGCCGCUUUCAGGAGUGCAACAUGGGCAACCUGAUCUGUGAUGCCAUGAUUAACAACAACCUCAGACACUUGGAUGAAAUGUCCUGGAACCACGUGUCCAUGUGCAUUUUAAACGGCGGUGGCAUCCGGUCUCCCAUUGACGAGCGGAACAACGGCACGAUCACGUGGGAGAACCUGGCGGCCGUCUUACCCUUCGGAGGCACCUUUGACCUGGUCCAAGUAAAGGGCUCCACCCUGAAGAAGGCCUUCGAGCACAGCGUGCACCGCUACGGCCAGUCCACCGGCGAGUUCCUGCAGGUGGGCGGAAUCCACGUGGUGUAUGAUCUUUCCCGAAAACCUGGGGACAGAGUGGUCAAACUAGAUGUUCUCUGCACCCGGUGCCGAGUGCCCCAUUACGAGCCUCUCAGAACGGAUGAGGUGUAUAAGGUGGUCCUCCCGAGCUUCCUUGCUAACGGUGGAGAUGGAUUCCAGAUGUUAAGAGAAGAGGUACUAGAACAUAACUCAGGUGACCAAGAUAUCAACGUGGUUUCUCAAUACAUCUCAAAAAUGAAAGUCAUUUAUCCAGCAGUUGAAGGUCGGAUCACGUUUUCUGCAGGAAGCCAUUACCAUGGAAACUUUUAUCUAAUAUUCCUCUCAAUUUUGGCAGCUAUCCUUGUUUUAUACCAAUAG